Saccharomyces kudriavzevii IFO 1802 is the source of this 2373-nucleotide messenger RNA. RefSeq names its product Ady3p (gene ADY3). Lineage: Eukaryota; Fungi; Ascomycota; Saccharomycetes; Saccharomycetales; Saccharomycetaceae. The coding region runs from base 1 to 2373 and encodes 790 amino acids. The transcript has a single exon. The record is from RefSeq and is a predicted model, not a curated record.
AUGAACCACUGGUUGGCAUUUUUAAAUAAACCUGAAUCCUUAAAGGAACAGAAUUCUAGUUGCGACGAACAAGAGGAAAUGAGAAGUGCUACUGGCGAUGCUCUAACAAAAUCGCCAUAUAGACCUUCUCGAAGAGGCCGAUCACAAACUUGGAUAGAUUCGGAACCUCCAGCGCCUGUUGAGAACGCUGUUACAUACAAUGCACGGGCAAAUAUCUCUUCCGACAUCGCAUCGAAAUUGUCAAAUGGGCGUUCUCGAAGAAACCGUUCAGGAAUCUGGACAAGUUCAAAAGCUUCUUCAUCUUCCGGUAACAUUAGCGCGUUGGAAAAUUCAACUGAUGGAAUUGUGUCAAAAUCGCCGAACAAGUUUCUUCAAAGGGGCAGUUUACCAACCGUAGGAAUAGGUUCACAGGCUCUAUCACCCGCUGGAAAGCCUAGUACACUGGGAAAUGUGAGUCCCAGUAAAUUUACCACCUAUAAGGCACAUAACAAUACAGAAGCUAACAAUAAUUUCUCUUCUACGCCCACAAAACUUUCUACCGAUGCCCAUGAAGCGAGGUCGGUGUUGAACGAUGAGCGAUCCGUUGUUAACUGUUCGCCCUUAGAGAGAAACCUAGAGAUUGCGCACCUGGAGAAUGUCUUUUGCUCAUCUAAAAUUACAGAUGAAGAAUACAUAAAACUGAGAGAGGUUAGGCUAUCUUCAUCUUCAUAUGAUGGAAACAUUUCUAAGGAAAACAAUUUUCCAAACGUGUUGGAAGAGCUUCAGUUAAAAAAUGAUGAGAUUAAACUAUUAAGGCAAAGACUUGAUGAGAAGGACGGCAAGGUCAAAGAAUUAGAGGAACUUAGAAAUUUGAAUGACAUUAAGCUUCAAAAGAUUGAAUCUUUACGGAAGGCAAUUCAUGACGAAAAAAGGGCUGCAUCUAAAAGGCUAGAAAUUGCUCAAGAUCGGUUUUGCAAAGAAAUUACAAAACUAAGAGAGAAAAAAAUUUCAAAUUUUCCAAACAAAAACACCAGCAAAGAGGAAGAACUUGACACGGGAAGGGAAAGGAGUAAGUGUAAGACAUUUUCUCAAAGAAAUCUUUUAAUUUCAGAAUUAUACAAAAGGCAAAAACAAAUUUCAAGUUUGCAGCAAGAGAGUAUUUCCUUUUCGCAGGACGUAAAGGACUCAAAGGGUUCUAUAGUGAGGCUACAAUCAGAACUCGAAAUAUUGAAAAACAAGUUACAGAUUUCUCAAGAUGAAAAUAAAAAAUUGAAAGAGAAUAGUUCGUUUUUCGAGAAAAGGUUAAAUGACAUUUACAGCUAUAUGCAAAACCUUCCUCUUUUUGAAAAGGACCUUGGUAAGUUUAUAUUAGAAGAAAUGAAGCACGGUCACACUCCUUCAACGUUCCAGAGCCGUUUCACCAAAUUUUAUCCAGAUGUAAAGGAUAUAAAACAUUUUGAAAGUAUGGAACAGUAUAAGCAGCUAAAGGCAAAGAUUCAAGUUUUGGAAAAAAAAGAUGGUAUACGCCUUGAGAAAAUAAGUUCUCUUUUCAAGUUAAUUAGUGAAAGAUUACAUUUCAUGCAACAACAGCAUAGUCAUAAAAUACAAUGUCUCCAAAAGGAAAUGUCUACAAAAGAACAACAGUUCCGUUUAGAGAAGAGGAGAUGGCAUGAUAUUUUGAAUCUUAAGGAAGAGAGUUUCCAAAAACUGAAGAACGAAUUGAGGGAAAAAUUAACGUUGUGUGAAAAAAUACAAAAAAAUGCUGAAGAUAAACUGAAUAAUUACAUAAAUGAGCACAAAGAGGUUAUCAAUGAGCUUCAAAGUCAAUCUUUGAUAAUUGAAAAACUGAACAGUCAAGUUGAAGAGUCGAAUAAUGUAUAUACGAAAGCUGCUGAUGAGCUAAUGGGGAAAAAAAGUGAAAUACUCAGAUUCGAAGAAACAAUUGUAUUACUAAAAGAGGAUAUAUUACAAGAAAAGCUAAAUUUGAAAAAGCUAUACGGUGAUCCAUCUACCGAACUCAAUUUUGAAACUGUGGGUAAAUCAUUUCCACAUGUGACAAAAGAAAAAUAUGAUUCAUUGGGUCUUGAUAUUUUAAGUGAGCUCACUUACGUGCAAUCGCAAAAUCUAAUCAAAAACUUACUAAUCGUAUUAGAUAUCCCGCUAAAAACCUUUCUAAAAGUUGUCCCAACAAUCGUCAUUCAACUUAGAUGUGAGCUUACACUUCUUACAAAGUUUGCUAAUGAUUUGAACCUCAAGGUUUACGGUAAACAAAUAGAUUUCAAAAGUAGAAGAAAAAUCGCAAUGACUGAGUUUUUGAGCAAUCAUGAUAUCGCCGAAGUAAAGCAUCCCCUCAACUAUGAUUUGCAAGCGUUGUAUAAGUAUUUCUUUUCUUAG